This is a messenger RNA of Paramisgurnus dabryanus, 3361 nucleotides long. RefSeq names its product solute carrier family 39 member 5 (gene slc39a5). Lineage: Eukaryota; Metazoa; Chordata; Actinopteri; Cypriniformes; Cobitidae. The record is from RefSeq and is a predicted model, not a curated record. Gene Ontology annotation, cellular component: plasma membrane. Gene Ontology annotation, biological process: intracellular monoatomic cation homeostasis; zinc ion import across plasma membrane. Gene Ontology annotation, molecular function: monoatomic cation:bicarbonate symporter activity; zinc ion transmembrane transporter activity.
AAUGUGGUUCAAACUCGUGCUUUACUGUAUCAGUUUUGUAAUAAUGGCACCCAUCAUAUUGGGAAAUCGUGCCAAUAAUGACCAGAUCCACAAACCCAAGAUGUUGAACCAGAGUGCACAAGCCAAAUCUGCCCAGGAACACCUAGAGGAAGCUUUUGAAGAACAGGGCUACUACUUGCAACGCCUAUUCCUGCAUUAUGGAGAAAAUGGGACUCUGACCUAUGAGGGUCUGCAGAAGCUACUGGGCAGUUUGGGUUUGGGAGAGGUCAGUGUGUUGGAGAUACAACAUAGUGGAGUGAAGCAUUCUUCUCCAGCUUUAUCCCAUUCCCACUUACACGAAGACCAACAUCAUCAUGAACCUACAAACACACCACCAUACAGAGAAAGUCCUCACAUUGAAUCGGAGGUUAGUGGAUCUUCUGGAGAAUGGCAUCACUCGAAAUCUGACUAUUUCCCAUACCCCGGCCUGAGACAGAGACCUGAAAAAACUAUCUCGUUGCCAUCAAAGCACCCAACAGAGAAACACUUUCAUGGGAAUUGUCUGAAUGUGACCCAGCUCCUGUGGAACUUUGGGCUUGGUCAAGCAGCCCAUAUCACUCCUGCCCACUUUACCUUCAUCUGCCCUGCUCUCCUCUACCAGAUUGACAGCGGGGUUUGCCUGCGACACACCGAGGUCAAUGGACAGGACAACAGAACCAGUCAAGGUUUCCUCAGAGCACUAGGAUGGGCUUCCCUGGCACUUUUUGUGAUCAGUCUGCCCUCCUUGUUCGCCUUGGGAUUGGCACCUCUGAUUCACCCUUCCAGCCUGCAGACGUUCCUCUGCCCGAUGGCUGGCAUGGCAGUGGGUACUCUCUGUGGAGAUGCCCUCCUCCACCUUCUGCCCCAUGCCAUCUUCAGUCAGCACAAUGAACCUCAGGAUGCUGUUUUAAAGGGUCUGAGUGUGCUGGGGGGACUUUAUCUUCUUUUUGUGUUUGAGAGUCUUUUGAGGCUUAAGCAACAUUUCAAGAAAAGAAAACCUGAUGCUGAAUCUGGAAGAGAGUUGGAUGCACUAAAUGGUACUACAUCAACCAAUCAGAACGAGAGUUUAGAGACUGGGCACGGGCAUUCUCAUGAGGGGCCCGUGUCAGGGCAGAUAGGGAUUAAAAGCAUGGCAUGGAUGGUGGUCAUGGGAGAUGGGAUACACAACCUUACUGAUGGACUAGCUAUUGGUGUUGCAUUUUCUCAGAGCCUGACUGGUGGACUCAGCACCACAAUUGCUGUUUUCUGCCACGAGUUACCCCAUGAACUAGGGGAUUUGGCAGUGCUGCUGGCUGCCGGCUGGCCCGUGCGCAGGCUGGCUGUGUUCAGUGUCAUCUCUGCCCUGCUGGGAUUUGUUGGUGUGUCAAUAGGAACAGCACUGGGGAACCAGUAUGCAGCGCACUCUCCAUGGAUUCUCACCAUUACGGCUGGGGUCUUCCUAUAUGUUGCGCUUGCAGACAUGAUGCCUGAAAUGCUUCAUGGUGAUGCUGGAUCUCAAAGUCCUCUAACGCGAUUCUUCCUGCAGAGCCUGGGCCUGCUGAUAGGGGGUGCCAUCAUGCUUUGCAUUGCCUUAUUUGAGGACCACAUUGCUGUCAGCCUGGGAGAUUUAUGAGACUUAAAGACAACCAAAUGGAGUUGCAUUUACAGUAUGUCACACCAGCAUGAGAGUUUUGGCUGAACACCACAGUAUUGUGUAUCUCAUCCUAUAUCUGACCUACUGACUGAUGCUCUGAAAUGCACUAAAUGGAUGAUGGGGCACAUACAUAAACUUUGGUCAAAUUUUUGUACAUUCUGUUAAAAAUGUGUAUGCUAAGUUUCUUUAAGAUUUGUGUAUUUUUUUCAAACAUUUUCUUAUGAACUUCUGUAUAUUAUACCAGUGGUUCUGAAACUGGGGGCUGUGAGAUGAUGCCAGGUGGUCACAGUUUUAUGACAUUUUAUAUAAUACAUUAUAUUACCAUAAAUUCUGUAUAAUUAAUUAGACUUAUGAGGUGUCAUGAAACAUUUUGAUAAAAAGUAAAUGCUAUCAAAAUAAGAAGCAUACAGUUACAAACAUCACUUCAUGUACUAUUUUGCACAUGAUUUCAAAUGACAUCAUACAAACCAAUUUUGUUGUUUUUUCCCCCACAUUUAAGGGAAAAAUUUGGAUUACCGCAACGUGUUCAUGACUGGAUUUGGGUUCUUUGACAUGGAAGUAUUUUUUAAUUAAAAAAUCAAAAAAGUAAAAAGCUUCAGUGCAUGUUAUACUUUAAACAUUUACAGUAAAGAAACAUGCGAUCAUUUUUAAAUGGAAAGACAAUAAUAAGGAAUAUAAAUUUUCUCAUUCUCCGCAACAAUUUUCAAGCAUUGUUUAAGCCCUUAGGGAACUAACAUUUUCAAAAAAAAAAAAAAUUAGUUGGAAGGGACAUAAUUGACUGUGACACUGAAGAUGGCUACCAUGUAAGCAGUUCUUAUUUUUUCUCUUCAGAUAAAAGUUACAAUUUUGUUUGUCAUAGUACCUAGACAACUUUUUAGUUCUCAUUACCAAAACAUGAGUUUGCAAAUGCAUAUAUUUAAUGUAAUAUCAUGUUGCGGUAAUGAUAAUUUUUGAUAAUGAUAAUCUAAAAAAUGUAAAUAAUUCUAUAGGAAAUAUUUUUAAAUCCUCUAAAAAUAAUGGUUAUAUCAAGUUUAAACUUUAAUCUUAUAUGUUGAAAAAUAAAUUGGCUUCAAUGGCUUUUUUAAAAUUCUGACGCUGGACACCUUCUAAAUCAGAAUUUCGUGAAAAUCACCCAACAGCACUACAUUGUCUAAUUUCAUGUUUUGUUUAAAUCAAAUUUUAUGUUUUAGAAGUUUUAUGUCAUAAUUUUCUUUGGGGGGCACCAUGCCGAAAACAUUUGAGAACCACUGCAUUAUACGCACAAAAGUAAAAAAUAACCUUUCUGUUCUAAAUAACGAUUUUAGACAUUAGACAUAGUUUGUCCCAUAAAUAUUUAAAAAUUGCUUAGGAACUUGUAAUAAAAAAGUUAUAAGAAUUUAUAAUGCAAACAUUUAUACUUUGUUAUGAACAGCAAAUGUAAAUUUUUUACAUUACAGAAAACUUUAUUAUGCAUUAUUACCAAACUUUAAGCAUUAAAGGAAACGGUACAAACACACACAACGACAACUUGUAUGUAGCAAUAGCAUUUUAUUUAAACAUUACCAAUUCUAAGCCACGAUACUGAACGACGAGACCUACUGGCUGCAGCAGUUCAUAAACCUGACUAACAAAAACAUAUGGGAUUUUUUUUUGUCUUUAAAGUCAGAGAGACCAAUUCAUUUUUAAUACGCUUAAAUUAAAAAUGACUAUGUUCUUCCUUACUUAAAUACA